Messenger RNA from Chionomys nivalis (European snow vole), 566 nucleotides. RefSeq names its product zinc finger protein 479 (gene Znf479). The record is from RefSeq and is a predicted model, not a curated record. The coding region runs from base 160 to 564 and encodes 134 amino acids. Gene Ontology annotation, biological process: regulation of DNA-templated transcription. Lineage: Eukaryota; Metazoa; Chordata; Mammalia; Rodentia; Cricetidae. The transcript is spliced from 4 exons.
UGUGGCUGGUGUCUGUCUCCUCCCUGGAGCCCAGGGGCUCGGAGCUGGGAGAGUCACUCUGAGGAGGUUGGGUCACCCGGAACUCGGAGAUCGGGAACCUUGGCACCCGGACAGGCCGGACCGCGACACAGCGGAAACGAGCCGUUCCGGAAUCCCGACAUGGAGCGGCUGUCAUUCGAGGAUGUGUCCAUUGCCUUCUCCCCAGAGGAGCGGGAAUGCCUAGACCCUGCUCGGUGGAAUUUGUAUAGGGGUGUGAUGUUGGAGAAUUACAGGAACCUUGUCUCCCUGGGUCUUGCUGCGUGUAAACCUUACCUGGUCACGUUUCUGGAGCAGAGCAAGGAGCCUUUGAAUGUAAAGAGACAAGAGUCAGGAACCGUAUGUCCAGAGGACCUCUGCAGAUAUAACCUGUCUGGGGAAGACUUUGCUCAGCACUCAGAGCUCGCUAUCCAUCCACGUCCACCUGUUCAAGAGAAGUCUCAGAAUUGUAAAGAAGGUGGCAAAGCUUUUACUUAUAACGCAACUUCUAUUAGAAAACGGAGGGCUCCAAAAAGAGAGAAGCUUUAGCA